CAAACAACAAAACGACACUCCCCCAAAAACCCCGCGCCCUCCACUUUGCCCCAAAUCUUCCCAGCGAUGAGCAACACCGACUUCCUCGGCCGGGCAAUUGACACCGUCAAAAAGGCCAUCGAGAACGACAAUGAGGGCGAGUACGAGAAAGCCUACCAGCUGUACUACUCCGCACUGGAGCUGUUCAUGCUGGCCCUGAAAUGGGAGAAGAACCCCCGCUCCAAGGAGAUGAUCCGCGCAAAGACCGGCGAAUAUAUGGACCGGGCCGAGAAACUCAAGAACCAUCUCGCCUCGCAGGAGGGUCGCAAGAAGCCGAGUGCGGUGGGCGCCAAUGGGAAAGUGGCGCAGGGGAGUGGGAAGGGAGGGAAAGAAGAUGACGAUGGUGAGGACGCCGAUGCGAAGAAGUUGCGGUCCGCUCUGGCCGGAGCGAUCUUGUCGGAUAAGCCGAACGUCAAGUGGGAGGAUGUCGCGGGUCUCGAGAGCGCGAAGGAGGCAUUGAAGGAGGCGGUCAUCUUGCCGAUCAAAUUUCCGCAUUUGUUUACAGGGAAGAGACAACCGUGGAAGGGUAUCUUGCUGUAUGGGCCACCUGGUACGGGUAAAUCGUAUCUUGCCAAGGCGGUUGCGACGGAGGCGAACAGUACCUUCUUCAGUGUCAGCAGUAGUGACUUGGUGUCCAAGUGGAUGGGUGAGAGUGAACGACUCGUGAAGCAGUUGUUCAACAUGGCCCGAGAGAACAAGCCCGCCAUUAUCUUCAUUGACGAAGUCGAUGCCCUCUGCGGUCCUCGUGGAGAGGGCGAGUCCGAGGCGUCUCGCCGUAUCAAGACCGAAUUGCUCGUGCAGAUGGACGGUGUCGGAAAGGAUUCCAGGGGUGUCCUGAUCCUAGGCGCAACCAACAUUCCCUGGCAACUGGAUGCUGCCAUCCGUCGUCGUUUCCAACGGCGAGUGCAUAUCAGUCUUCCCGAUAUCAACGCCCGUAUGAAGAUGUUCAUGCUGGCCGUCGGCUCCACGCCGUGUGAGAUGACGCAGGCCGAUUAUCGGACCUUGGCUGAGAUGAGCGAGGGCUACUCGGGCAGUGAUAUCAGUAUUGCCGUACAAGAUGCGCUGAUGCAACCCAUCCGAAAAAUCCAAACCGCGACACACUACAAGAAGGUCAUCCUCGACGGCGCGGAGAAGCUGACCCCGUGCUCGCCCGGCGACCAGGGCGCCAUCGAAAUGUCAUGGACAAGCGUAGACGCAGAGAAGCUCUUGGAACCCCCACUUGUCCUCAAAGACUUCAUCAAGGCUGUCCGCAACUCCAGACCAACCGUCAGCCAAGAGGAUCUCCAAAGAAACUCCGAAUGGACGCAAGAAUUCGGCAGCGAGGGCGCAUAAGCUGUUAUGUUUUCAUGCUUUCCGCCUUUAAACCCCCCCCCCCCC
Aspergillus homomorphus CBS 101889 is the source of this 1416-nucleotide messenger RNA. RefSeq names its product AAA family ATPase VPS4. NCBI's taxonomy places the organism in Eukaryota, Fungi, Ascomycota, Eurotiomycetes, Eurotiales, Aspergillaceae. The record is from RefSeq and is a predicted model, not a curated record. The transcript has 4 exons. Gene Ontology annotation, biological process: vacuole organization; endosomal transport. Gene Ontology annotation, molecular function: ATP hydrolysis activity; ATP binding. The coding region runs from base 67 to 1371 and encodes 434 amino acids.